CAUGAAGAAAAAUGUCCGCCCACCCCCACUACGCUUUUUUUAGUAGCUUGGAAAUAUGAACAGGUGGUUGGGCCCAUUGCUUCAAAUGGCAGCUUCAGGCGCGCAUAUCAAACCACCCCUUUUCUAUCCCUUUGAACCACCCACCAUCCACGCCCGUAGUAGCAACUGCUCGUUUGCUCAACUCUGCUUCUGAGUUCCACAAGACACUUUAUUUUACUUCUCUCUCUCUCUCUCUCUCUUCUCCCUCUUUCUCUCUCUUUUUUUUUUUCUUUUCCAACCCACUCUAGUUGUUCUCACCUCUCCCUUCCCUCUCCAUUUUGAUGACGAUCGAUCGGACGCGUUCGAGAAGACAACAGCAACAGCGUCCAGCAGAGAAAGAAAAACGAGCCGCAAUACCCCAGUCAACGUCGACCGUUCGUUUGCAAGAGACUUCGAGCCGAAAAAUGGAUUGGGCAGAGCGAACAGCCAAGAAGGAAGCGAUUCUUAAGUUACCCGAUACUCAAACCCGAGAAAUUUUCUCAGUUGCAUUAUCGGAACGGGCUAAAAUUCCGUUCAUAAAGCUCCCUGAAGCUGAAAAACCGCAGUCAUCUCAAACGACAACACGGAAUGCUUCUCCGCGUCGUCAUCACAACAAUCCCGACAACAAUGACAACGGAAGCGACGGACAUGUGGAGGACGAGGACGAAGAAGACGAGUCGGACGAUACUGACGUUGAAGACGUGGAAGAGCUUUUUCUUGAACUGGCGCAGGAGGUAAGAUUAUUAUCCUUCGACUAGUAGUAGCAGUAGUAGUAGCUGUUGUUGUUGUUGUUGUUACACAAGAACCAUACACACCUGGAUAGUGAAGAUAAGGUAACGCAGCACACACGGCUGGCACGAGUGGCAAAGGAACA
Zychaea mexicana is the source of this 892-nucleotide messenger RNA. RefSeq lists its product as uncharacterized. Lineage: Eukaryota; Fungi; Mucoromycota; Mucoromycetes; Mucorales; Lichtheimiaceae. The record is from RefSeq and is a predicted model, not a curated record. The coding region runs from base 321 to 776 and encodes 151 amino acids. The transcript has 3 exons.